UUGUAGUUCGGCGGCUCGCGGCGCUCGCGGCCUUGGCGGGGUGACUCCGCAUCGGGGAACUACAAAGCCCAAGAGCUGAGCGGUCGGAGCCUGAUAAACUUUGAGCGGACCGAAAGACUGCGAAUGUCUCCUCUGCCUUUGUCUGGAGGGGGCUCCUGGGUGGUCGUGAAACUGGGUUGUGUACGCUGGGAGAGGGACGCGGAGGUGAGACACUGCCUCCGCCACGCGGACCGGCCUUCCGAACUGCUGCGCUCCCGGCCCCACCCCUGCCGGCCACCGCCCUGCGCGGGUCUGGUCGGGGAGGAGCCGCCGCCCAGCUGUGGGACCUGGGCCUUCCCAGGGUGCCGCCUCUCGGUGCAGAACCGUCUCUGAAAGAAGAUGAAUUUGGCUGAGAUUUGUGACAAUGCAAAGAAGGGAAGAGAAUAUGCACUUCUUGGAAAUUAUGAUUCAUCAAUGGUCUAUUACCAGGGGGUGAUACAGCAGAUUCAGAGACAUUGCCAGUCAGUCAGAGACCCUGCUAUCAAAGGCAAAUGGCAUCAGGUCCGGCAGGAAUUACUGGAAGAAUAUGAACAAGUCAAAAGUAUCGUCAGCACUUUAGAAAGUUUUAAAAUGGACAAGCCACCAGAUUUCCCCGUGUCAUGUCAAGAUGAAUCAUUUAGAGAUCCUGUGGUCUGGCCACCUCCUGUUCCUGCAGAACACAGAGCUCCACCUCAAAUCAGGCGCCCUAAUCGAGAAGUCAGACCUCUGAGGAAAGAACUGGGAGGAGUAGGGGCCCGGGGGCCUGUAGGCCGAGCACAUCCUAUAUCCAAGAGUGAGAAGCCUACGAGUAGAGACAAGGAUUAUAGACCCAGGGGGAGAGAUGACAAGGGAAGGAAAAAUAUGCAAGAUGGUGCAAGUGAUGGAGAAAUUCCAAAAUAUGAUGGUGCUGGAUAUGAUAAGGAUCUUGUGGAAGCCCUGGAAAGAGACAUUGUGUCCAGGAAUCCUAGCAUUCACUGGGAUGACAUAGCAGAUCUGGAAGAGGCUAAGAAGUUGCUAAGGGAAGCUGUUGUUCUUCCAAUGUGGAUGCCUGACUUCUUUAAAGGGAUCCGAAGGCCGUGGAAGGGUGUGUUGAUGGUUGGACCCCCAGGCACUGGUAAGACUAUGCUAGCUAAAGCUGUUGCCACCGAAUGUGGCACAACAUUCUUCAACGUCUCUUCCUCCACACUGACAUCCAAAUACCGAGGUGAAUCAGAAAAGCUAGUUCGUCUGCUGUUUGAGAUGGCUAGGUUUUAUGCUCCUACCACGAUCUUCAUUGAUGAAAUAGACUCUAUCUGUAGUCGAAGAGGAACCUCUGAUGAACAUGAGGCCAGUCGCAGAGUGAAGUCUGAGCUCCUCAUUCAGAUGGACGGGGUUGGAGGAGCCUUAGAAAAUGAUGAUCCUUCUAAAAUGGUUAUGGUAUUGGCUGCCACUAAUUUCCCAUGGGACAUUGAUGAAGCUCUGAGAAGGAGAUUAGAAAAAAGAAUAUAUAUUCCUCUCCCAACAGCAAAAGGAAGAGCUGAACUUCUGAAGAUAAAUCUUCGUGAGGUCGAGUUGGAUCCUGAUAUUCAACUAGAAGAUAUAGCAGAGAAGAUUGAAGGCUAUUCUGGGGCAGACAUAACUAAUGUGUGCAGGGAUGCUUCUUUAAUGGCAAUGAGGCGGCGAAUCAAUGGCUUAAGUCCAGAGGAAAUCCGGGCACUUUCUAAGGAGGAGCUCCAGAUGCCUGUUACCAAAGGGGACUUCGAAUUGGCUCUAAAGAAAAUUGCUAAGUCUGUCUCUGCGGCAGACUUGGAGAAGUAUGAAAAAUGGAUGGUUGAAUUUGGAUCUGCUUGAGUUUUUGUCAGCUCUUCCAUUUCUGGUAUUUUUGCUCAUAAAGUAUGGAGAAAUUCCUGAAAUUUUUUAAAAAACAGGUUUGCAAUUUUCAUUGGAGAGGUUUUCACUUAGAGGCCAAAGAAAAAAAAAGAAAAAAAUACAACUACAAAGAUAGAUACUAAACACAGUUGAGAAAUAAGAAGAGCUUAAGUAGAAAGCCUGAUCACCUCUCUUCCCUGGCUUUGUGCUGAUACUUUGUAUACUCAUGUGCUAAUAUUUUACACCCAAAGCAGUGUAUCAGGGAGGCCAAGGAAUAUAGCAACUCCCAUUCCAGGAACUUGUUUACAGAAGAUUUCUAAUGAUCUGUUUUUUCUCACUUGCAUUGGUUUAUUUUUGUUUUGUUUUUCAGACGUGCUCUGUGAAUAUGAGGGAUGUAACACACACACACACACACACACACACACACACACACACACACACUGGCAGCAAUAUUGAGUUUGUAUCAAAUUCAUGAAUUGUCAAUAGGAGAAGGAUAGGAAAUAGUGACUUUUCUAAUUAAACCUGUAGUACACACCUCUGACCUACUGUUAGAGUCUAACAUGUUGGCUUCAUUUGUCACUCUUCCCUCCCUCCAUUAGGUAUUAGGUACUGCUACACUGAGAAAUACCCAUGUUCUGUGGUUUGUUCAGUACUUCACAGGUUGUCUCUUAGUCUCUAGUGUAUUUUUCUGGUGCUGCUUAUAUUUUCACACUGGAAAGGUGGGAAGAAUAUUAUUAUUAUAUUAGAGGCACUUCAUUCUAGACUUCUAAUGUUUUUACUUUUCUUUCGGUAUGUUCAAACACACACAGCUAUUAUUAUCUUUUCUCAGCUUCAACACUAUUUGAUUUUGUUAAAUUUGACUUUAGUAUUUAGGAGAAAUACUUUGACAUUCUAAACAGAAUCCCAUGUCUAUGGCUAAGGCAAAACAAACAAAAUCUUUAUCAUUUUCCAGGCAGCUUGUUUCGCAAAGCAGCAUCAUAUAUAAUGAAUGAUGUUUGCUUGAAAAAUUUAAAAUCUUCCUUGUAAGUUAAAAACUUGUACCCACAGCAGGAUUAAGAUAGAAAUGUGACAUACUCAUUCAGCUCAGCAGGAAUUUCAUCAUGAAAAGGAUCAAGUAAAGGUAAAUGGCUAUUACAGCAGAGUACUCUGUUGAUGGUGCUUUGUAGCUUAUAGCAUUUAUCCUUUUUUGGGUUAUUAGUAAACUGCUUUAGUGAUCAAGCUUUUGAAAAUCUGUAUUUGGUGAUCUUGUGAAUUCUCCAUUUGGGAUAGCACCCAGUGAUUUAAAACUCAGAUGUGGGUGCAGGUGUGCACAUGUGUACAUGCGUGCAUGCAUACAUAUAUUUAUUUAACAGACGCUAAAAAUCUCUUAGUAUCUUAAGACAUUUAAUUUUUUUCCCUGCAAGAAUUAGAAAUACUUUCUUCCAGGUAAAUUAUUAGCUUAUUUAAAUAUAUAUACUUAUAUAUGUAAUAUGUAAUAUAUAUUGAACUCUCGUAUUUAUCUGAUGAAUAUAAAUUGUCCUCUUAACUCUGAGAUAUAGGUUAUAAAACGUGAAGUCAUAAGACAUCGCAAUUUUAUUGUAAUUUUGUUAAUUCAUCUAAAAGUUGAAAUGAGUAUUGGUUUCUUCUUCUUAUCUAUUUAUUUAGUCUGAUAUGGAGUCUCACUAUGUUGCCAGACCAGUCUUAAAUUCCUGGGCUUAAGUGAUAUUUCUGCCUCAGUCUCCUUAGUAGCUAGGGCUAUAGAUUUAUGCCAUCAUGCCUAACAGCUUCAUUAAUGGACUUUUCUAAAUGAAGAAAUAAGUCUGAUAGGCUGAGGCAGGAGGAUCAUGAAUUUAAGGCCAACCUGAGCAAAAUAGUGAGAUCCUGUCCCAUAAAUAAUAAAGAAAUAAACCACUGAAAUUAUCUUGCAAGCUAUUAAUAUCCAGUAGUAUACAUAUGUAUUUUUCUUCUAAGAUAUUAGGAACAGUCAUUAAAAUAUUAUUGUGAUUGUUAAACCACAUAUGGGUCUGUGUACCAUUUUCAUUGGUAAAUAGACAUU
This is a messenger RNA of Perognathus longimembris pacificus (Pacific pocket mouse), 3901 nucleotides long. RefSeq names its product katanin catalytic subunit A1 like 1 (gene Katnal1). The coding region runs from base 379 to 1848 and encodes 489 amino acids. Lineage: Eukaryota; Metazoa; Chordata; Mammalia; Rodentia; Heteromyidae. Gene Ontology annotation, cellular component: microtubule cytoskeleton; microtubule. The transcript is spliced from 11 exons. The record is from RefSeq and is a predicted model, not a curated record. Gene Ontology annotation, biological process: microtubule severing. Gene Ontology annotation, molecular function: microtubule severing ATPase activity; microtubule binding; ATP hydrolysis activity.